Messenger RNA from Arabidopsis thaliana (thale cress), 1131 nucleotides. RefSeq names its product ORMDL family protein. The coding region runs from base 102 to 431 and encodes 109 amino acids. Lineage: Eukaryota; Viridiplantae; Streptophyta; Magnoliopsida; Brassicales; Brassicaceae. The record is from RefSeq and is marked reviewed. The transcript is spliced from 2 exons. Gene Ontology annotation, cellular component: endoplasmic reticulum membrane; membrane.
AGCAGAGAAAAAAAAAACAAAGAAGAAAGAAAACUUGCUCAACGACGAUUCAUCAAUCAUCAUCUCCGAUCUUCUUCCAAAUCCCUCCGGUGAAAAAGACGAUGUACGUAAGAGCACUUCCGACGACGGAUGUGAAUCGGAACACAGAGUGGUUCACAUAUCCUGGUGUUUGGACUACUUAUAUUCUCAUCCUCUUCUUCUCUUGGCUCCUCGUUCUCUCCGUCUUCCAUUGUUCUCCUGGCAUCGCUUGGACCAUUGUUCAUCUCGCUCAUUUCACCGUCACGUAUCAUUCCUUCCAUUGGAAGAAGGGAACACCAUUUGGAGAUGAUCAAGGAGUCUAUAAUAGAUUGACUUGGUGGGAACAGAUUGAUAAUGGCAAGCAGCUUACACGUAAUCGCAAAUUUCUCACCGUUGUUCCUGUUGUCUUGUAAGUUCCUUCUCUCAUAUCUCAUUAGGAUUUUGUUUUGCAUCAUCAUCUCUUGUUGAUCUUGUUCAGUAUCGAAAAAUUGAAUGCCUUACCUUAUUUUCUAUGAUUGUUUCUGUAUUUGGUGUAAUUUUUGCUUAAGUUAUGUUUUAGAGAUACAUUGAUCUUCGUUUCCCUACCUACUUGUUCUUUAUCUUAUUGUAGCUCAUUUUACAUCUGGUUAUAUAGAGAUGCUAGUCAAUGAGCUUAAUUACAAUUCUAUUCCUAGGUGAAGUGGUUGUUUUGACAAUUUGAUUUGCAAUUAUUACUACACAGAAUACAUUUUGACAUGACAAUCAGAUACACAAGAGUCAAGACACUACCGUUCUUCUCAUUUUGAUUUCUGUUUGUUGACUAGUGCUUCAAAUCUGUUCACUGAUUAGGGUUGGACCUAAGUUUCCUACUAUGAUUAAACUCGCUUGAUUAUUAAGGUCUUUUAGCUAGUGCUCAAGAGCCUUGGAUUUAGAUUUAGAUUUAGACAUUCGUACAAGACAUAAGGUCUGUUAUGAGUUUGCUGAAUCUCUCUUAAAAGAAGCACUACUAGAUUAUGUGUAGUGGAAUACCUCAAUUGUGUUGUGUGUGACGAAUAUGUAAUCAAUGAUUGGAUCUUUGUGACAUAAAAGUCUGACCAAACUUUGUAUGUAGGUACUUGAUAGCCUCUCACACAA